UUUACAGUCAGACAGGAGGACCGGGGACUUGAAGAAAAGCACUUUUCAGGAUUUUCAGAGACUCACAGGCUAUUUUUCCCCGACGACAUCGCACAGAAGACAAACAACAGAUCGAUAAACAUGAAAAAUCCUCUGUACUGGGCUAUGCUGGUCGGGAUGAGCAUCCUGCUGAUGGAGCAAGGGUUGCCAGUCCGCAGCCAAGGGGAUUCUCAAUCCGACAACAAAGUGAUGGACAAUAUCACCGUCCGACAAGGAGAAACGGUCCUUCUCAGGUGUGCACAGGGGGACGUUGUCACACACACAGCAUGGCUAAACCGGUCAAGUAUACUGUAUGCCGGAGAAGACAAAUGGUCGGUGGAUCGCAGAGUGAGUUUGGUGACCCUUAAUCAAGAGGAGUUUACCAUCAAGAUUGAAAACGUGGACAUGACAGAUGAGGGGCAGUAUGUGUGCGCAGUCCAGACAAGCAGUCGACCGAGAACCACCGUGGUGCACAUCCUCGUCCAAGUACCACCAAAAAUCAUCAACUUGUCAAGAGAUAUUGUGGUAAACGAAGGCUCCAAUGUCACCCUGAUGUGCCAAGCCAACGGUAAACCAGAGCCUUCCAUCAGCUGGAAACUCAUCUCCCCUUCAGGGGACCUGGCAUCAGAUGAUGAGUACCUGGAAAUCCCAUCUAUCUCCAGACAGAGAGCAGGGACUUACGAAUGCACAGCUGUCAACGAUAUCGACACAGAUGUCCAGACCAUAGACAUCACCGUCAACUAUGCUCCAACUGUGUCAGAGGGCAGAGAUGUUGGUGUGACCCUGGGCCAAAGAGGAGUGCUGGAGUGUGAGGCUGAUGCAGUGCCUGAGGCAGACUUUGAGUGGUAUAAAGAUGACAGAAGGAUCUUCAAUGGCUUUGAUGGCAUGGAGAUUGUGAAUACUGGAUCACUGUCCAAACUGACAUUUUUUAAUGUGUCUGACGGAGAUUACGGCAACUACACCUGUGUCGCCAUCAACAAACUUGGGAGCUCAAACACAAGCUUCCUUCUGUAUGUGGUAAUCGAGCCCACUAGCUCAACGCUAUUGCAAGGACCGAGAGCAGUUCAGGACGGCAGCGGUGGCGCGAUGGGAGUGCACUCACACAACUGUCUCCUCUUCAUAGUGUUUCUGCCAUUUCUGCUCAGAUUUUGAAGAGGAAUGGAUUUGAACAAGAGUAUCGUGUGUGUGUGUGUGUGUGUGUGUAUGUGUGUGUGUGUGUGUGCGCGUGCGUGUGUGUGUUUUUUUUUCAACUGGAAACAUAAACUGAUGCACAGCAAGUGCAUGAAGUAUCCUGCUAUGUAAUGAUGUUGACCCACUUAAUAAGUACGUAACAAAAGUUUCUGUUGGUUUUUUUUUUUUUUUUUUAGAUUUCAAGGAUGUAACAAAUGUUUCACAUUUAAUUGAAUUUUGUCGGAUAAUUUUCUCUAAAUUAUAUUAUUCUGGAUUGUCUCUUUUUAUGUAUGUUUCAGGAAAAAUGAUUUUUUAAAUGUAGUGUCUAUUAUUCAAAUGGGUUUGUCUUAAUUUUUAACCACAUUUCAUAUUCAUGUCAACUCCAGGAAAAGGCAAAUUUACAGCAAGUAUGUGAGGUGAAUGUUAAAUACCUCAAAGUCAAACUGAGACAGUGAAGUGGAAGGAAUUUAGGCUACCCUGAGGCUGAAAGCCUGGUAUUAUCAUAUUUUAAUGUAUAAUAAUUAUCAUUCAGUCUGGUUGUUGAAAGCAGAAUUGUUUUUGACCUUCAAGUAUUUUUGUUCUCAGCAUUAUAGUGAUGUAUACUUGCAGUUGUGUUAUGCUAAUCUUUUAAUUUUAUUUUUUCAACUCUGUUCAGUUUUAAAUAUUUUUAGAAGGGAAAAUAUGAAGUUGUAAUUAUUUAGGACAAAUAUCCUAAUUUUAUGUCUUUGUUGUGUUUUGUUUUGUUUUUUUUUCCUUUACCAACACACUUGUACACAAAAAUGGUGUCAAGAAUAAUUAUGCUAUAAUGAAGUAGUUUGAACUGGAGAGAGAGUUUCCUCCACUUGUGUGGAGUCAACAUCUUACUUAAGUAAUGCAAAUUUAUUAAUGCUGUUGCUACUUGUUUGAAUCAUGCCAUUUAUACACAACACUUAUUUGAGAAAAUGUCCCUGUUCAUGUUCCAAACCAGCACCGGAAGGGUUAGAGACCACUCAUGUUAACAGAAAAUAAACACUUUUUGCAUGUAUUUAGAUACCAAUAACCCAAAGAGUCACAAACAGCAUACAAAGAGAGUAAACAUGUUGUGUUUUAACAUAGGUAGGGAUAAACUGGGAGAAAAAAAAAAAACCUAAAAUCAUACUGUAGAUACCUUUAAACCAAAAUGUACACGUGUAUGUGGGUCCUGACAGUGAAAUGCUGAUGUAAACAUGACAUUUUCAGCUCUGAUGGAAAGAAAAGAAUUGCAGGAUUAUUGUGCAGUAUGAAAGCCAAUUCCAAAAAUCAAAAUUGAACAGAGGUCUGAGCAAAAAGGCCUCAACUGCUGUUAUCACACGACAUAUACUGUAGCUUGCAUUAUCACAAACAACAGGACAUAUGAGAAAACAAGAUACUCAUAUCUCUGUGUGCUACGCUGGAGAAAGAUCAGUGCAGACGGUACCACUGGCGUUUUGAGCAGCAGCAGCAGCGUUCCCUGAUUUUGUUGUGAGCGUGAGGGUUUUAUGCAACAAUCAGAAACCUCUUAGAACUCGGCAGCAAGAAUUAAAGCCGGUCAUUUAUCUUUUUCAUGUGUCUUUUGUUGGUGAGCAAUUCACACCAACUGCCAGACCGCACUCAGGUUCCCCUCCAGUAGUGGAAAAGAGCUGAGUGACAAUGACUAAAAGUAAGAUUUGGUGUUUGGCUACUGGUUUUCUGAUGCGGAAAGAAUUUUAUUGGAGGACAUCGUGCAUUUCUUGCGAAAUGCAUCAGUUUGUGUCUGUGGACGUACCUCAAACACAACCAUAUAUAUUGACUGUUGGUCUCUAUGAGAGCUGCACUUGACAUCAGUGGCUUGUGUGCAGCACAAAAGCAUUUGUAAGAUUCCAUUAACAAGACAUCAAACAGGAACAGAGAAUUAAAACAAAUUAAUGCGUGUGUAUGUUUUAGUGGUGGGGCAACGAUGCACGUCUUGUGAUUUCACUGCUCCGAUUGAGUGUGUUUCACAUAUGAUUAUUUGUAUAUUAAUGACAGCUCAGACAGAAAAGGAGAAGACUGAGACUGAACAAAUGAUCUCUGCUCUGUUCUCACCCACCUUUUCCUCUCCUAAAAGAAAUUUCAGCUCUGUUUCCAGGCUUGCCUCGGCUCUGGUGAGGUCCUAGUCCAUCAUCCGUGCCUACCUCAAUUUUUCUUUUGAACUCAGCCCCUUUGUGGCUCUUGGGGAUAACAAGGUUUGUGCUCCUUGAUGUGAAGAAAAAGAGCUAAUAUCCAAAUUAAAAAGGCAUGAAACAGAUAGGCCAUUAUUGAAAUUGAUCAGGGUAAUCAUCAGCUGAAUCUGACAGGCCAAUCAAGGUUUGUUUUCACACAAGACAAAAGAGAGAGAGACAGACACUGAAGACUAUUAUUCAUCUCCAGCACAGUGAUGUUUGGAAAUGACACGAUAAUUAUUCCAUCCUGGCUUGAAGGAUGGCUCUACUGAUCUCACGUCUACUUUGCACAGUCAUUUUGCUACAAGAUUAACCACAUUUAAGAUGAACUGAAGUCAGAUCGCCUCCCGAGGAGGUCUGUACUGGGAUCGCUUCAGAAGGGUUUGCGUGAAGUGGUUGCUGUCAAUUUGCACAAACAAUCACAGCCUAAUCGCUUUGAGUUCACUUGAAAGGUUGAGAUGGAGCUGGAUGUGAAAACACCUCGCUUAACAGUUUGCCUGGAGAUACUAAUUAACAAAAACACACACACUAUCUCUUUUUCUCACACGCAAACACACACACCUGCCACAUAGAGGGAAGAAGUUGAGUGUAUAUUUACAUGCCUACGUUUCUUUUGUAGAACAGCCAAGCACACAUUGUAAAAACUGGGUCCUUUAUUUUAUUUUAUUUUUUUACUACCUCUGAGCAAUUUGCCCAAUUAUUUAAUGGCACAGCAUUAUUACCACCUUAAAGUAAUAUUUGAUCUGAUCAUGAAUGUGCAACCGAGGCUCAUUCACAGAAAGCCUUGCUGUACCACACUGCUGCAUUGUCAUUAUUUUUUUCUCCAGGAAUAUCACAGAUUUUUUUACCGACAGCAUAGACACCAGGGUUAUUGCAGUUUAUUGCUUAAUAAUUGUAAUAUUGUUUGUUUUGAUGUCAUAUCAAAUGCAAUACAGUAUAAUUUCUCAAGCCAAGCACACUAUUACUGAGUACAAACCCAUGUUAGCACGUACCUUUACAGCAGAUCUGCACCAAUGAGCAGAACUGCUGUCAAAAUAUAACAUCUCUUGAUGAAAUGAAAACAUGCUGGUUGUAUAGCUGACAACCUAAUAAUCCACCUAAUAAUAGAAAUGCCAUAUGGUCACUAUGGCAGCGAUUCAGAGUUCAGCCUGCACUGAGCAUCUCAGACUUCAACUGUGCACAUUAAUAUUCCGACUUUACAUGAAUCAUUAAGAGGAACCCCGCUAAUUGUCAAACAAUUGCACUGUUUAAUAACUCUGAUGAGAUCUGUGGUCAUCAACAUAAUGUCGAUAAAAACUGUGAAGCACCGAGUUGAAGACGCAGCAUUGAGAGAAAGAGCAAUCCAAUCUGAGAUCUGAAGAGUUAUUCUGCCGUUUCAGUGAGGGUGGAAAACAGUCAGCGGCUGUCAGAUCACUGCUGGAAAUCCCACUAGAUCACAUUUCUUAAAGUUUCGGCCUUGGUCUGAGCCAUGUGCGGCUUAAAGAAAAGAAUCAUUUUCAUUUCCGUGUUUUCAAAUCCCUGUUGUUUCAAACAUGUGAAAAGAGAAGGCAUGUGAAGAAAACCUGUACAGACUUCUUCUUUAAAGGCUUAAUUUGGAUUGUUUUCUGACCUGAGGCCUUUUGUAUUACUCAGCACCAGUGUUAUCGAUGCAUUAUGAGCACUGGUAGCCUCAAGGUUAAACAAGCUGGCUUGCAGAGCAGUUAAAUAAACACAAUCACAUUACAUUUAGUAUGAUAGUGUGAUGUUUUGUGUUGCACAGCACAGCUAUUUGCCAUGUUAUGGCUCAUUUAAUUGAGAAAACUCUAAUAAGUUCUCAGUUGGGCCUCAUAUUGUCCUGUUGUUAACUGGACCCAUAUCCUCCAUUGUAAAAGAGGAUGUAAGUCUCACACAGUGUGAUGAUUACAGCUUUUUGCUAAAUACAGUAACAGCCUGUUUAUGCAAGCAGUCUCAUCAGGAGUUAAAUAAAGUUAAAAAGUGAACAUUGAUUGUUUCUCCCCAUGCUGUAUAUACUCCCCACAGCUGCAUAUAACAUGCAUCACCGUCAGGCAAACUGAACACAGCAGGUGAUGACAUACUAUUUCAAUGGGAAAUAAGCCACUUCAGUAAUUGAAAGUAAUUCAUCAUCUCUCAGAGGAGCAGUAGGCCAUUGUACUGCAGUUAUUUUCUGCAUGGCAUUAACGAAGUCAGCCUCUGCGCUGUCAUAUUAGUGCAAAUGCAAAUGUUCCAAACUCCCACCAAGCAUGACUUUUAAAAAGGUUGUGCAAGACACACUGUAAGUCCCAUUCAAGCCAAACUUAUAAUGAUAAAACCUAGCAACCCAGGGAGAGGAUCUUGGAAAUACACUAGUAAAAUAUUUCUCAUCCACUCCCAAAGUUCAGCUUGGAAACUGCACCGAGCAGGCCUGAAUACAACUUUUCCUGGUUCUGUCUGACUUCAGUCAGCCAAUUCUGAAUCACAGCCCAUGAAGGCUUAUAUUUUGGCAGUAGCGCUGCAUAUUUAUGUUGAUAUGACCAAUUCCAUUGUCUGUUUGAAGACUGCAAAGUGAUUGCAGGACUCAUUCUAUCUCUCAGCCCGAGCAAACACACAGCACAUGUUGGAACAUGGGCUGAGUUGGAAAAAAAAAUAAAAAGAAGCUAUGGGUAUGUUUCUUUUCUUUGUCUCCAUAUGUGCAAGGCAAGAGAACAGUCUUUAAAGAAGAUUUAAGACAAAUGACUGAGCUUGCAUUGCACCUACCAGGUAGUUCUAUUCAUUUUAGGUGUUUUGUGACAUUUGUGUGAUUUGCAUUGGAGUCUGGAAGAGAUCAUUUUUUGAAUGUGAACUUUGGUUAGACAUGAAAUAUCAAACCUUUGUCUCGGCUGCCAGGAGAUUAUCAUAGCAGACGCAUGAAGUAGUCUCAUGAUCUACUGCGAUUUAUUUUGGAUGAUUCACAUAAAAUUCUGCCCUUUGCCUGGCUACAAGUUCACAGGGCUCUCUUCAGAUUGGAAAUGUUCCCAAAUGGAGGGGAACAUCAUGCUAUUUUACUCCCUGCAUUGUAAAGGAUUGUUGGUUCAUAUGUAUUUUCUUGAUGAAAAGUGUGUGCUCAUAUUUAAGACUGACAAUAAUAAAAUGUUGUAUCUUAAAA
Messenger RNA from Thunnus maccoyii (southern bluefin tuna), 6486 nucleotides. RefSeq names its product neurotrimin (gene ntm). The transcript has 9 exons. NCBI's taxonomy places the organism in Eukaryota, Metazoa, Chordata, Actinopteri, Scombriformes, Scombridae. Gene Ontology annotation, cellular component: neuron projection. The coding region runs from base 121 to 1170 and encodes 349 amino acids. The record is from RefSeq and is a predicted model, not a curated record.